AUGAUGCCUUACUUGACGCCUCCACUAUCGAAUUCAUCUCUCGGUACAACUUUGGAGAUGGUUUCGUCAGCUGGGCUACAAAUGCUACACCAACCACAACUACAACAACAACAGCAGCAGCAGCAACAACAACAGGGAAGCCAACAGCACCAAACGCAGUAUGCUCAAGCACAGAAACAGCCGUAUUUUCCUCUGGCUGGCGAUGGGGCGCAGCAACCAACACCUCCUUUGAUGCCACUGCCAACUGCAGGCGUGAACGCAUCUUCCGCCAUGGGUGAUACCGGCAUAUACCGAUACCAUAAGCAAAUCAGCAAGUCGUUCCAAGAUGAUUUGAUCUACUGUCCUAGGACGUUGCUGAACAAAGAGGAACUAAACCAGUGCUACCAAAUGGAUAUGCUAAUGAUGAUGGAAAUGCAGCAGCAACUACAACAACUGCCCCAGCACGUUCAGCAGCUAUCUCACCCGCAGCAGCAGCAGCAGCAACUGCUGGCAGGUUCAGCUACCUCUGGUGCAGCUCCUCAGGGUCUACAGAGCAUCAAGUUUAACCCAUAUACCUCUCAGAGCUUCAAUCCUUCAGGUGCAACUUCACCAAGUUCGUAA
Eremothecium sinecaudum is the source of this 600-nucleotide messenger RNA. RefSeq lists its product as uncharacterized. The transcript has a single exon. The coding region runs from base 1 to 600 and encodes 199 amino acids. The record is from RefSeq and is a predicted model, not a curated record. Lineage: Eukaryota; Fungi; Ascomycota; Saccharomycetes; Saccharomycetales; Saccharomycetaceae.